Molecule: messenger RNA, 627 nt
Organism: Echinostoma caproni
Lineage: Eukaryota; Metazoa; Platyhelminthes; Trematoda; Plagiorchiida; Echinostomatidae
Source: the annotation of a GenBank genome assembly
UGUUCAGUGAUGGAAGCCGCAGACGAAAGUCUGUUCCCUAUCGCAAUUUUAAUAGAUGAACUUCGGAACGAUGAAAUGCAAACCCGAUUGGCGAGUGUUAAAAAGUUGACUACUAUUGCGCUUGCUCUCGGGCCCGAACGAACCCGAAACGAGUUAAUUCCGUUUCUGGCAGAGAUCAUUUAUGAUGAAGAUGAAGUUCUCCGCGAAAUGGCCCAACAGUUGGCGGAAUUUGUACCAUUGGUUGGUGGAUCAGAGUAUGUGCACUGUUUGCUACCUCCUCUCGAGGGUUUGGCCUCUGUGGAAGAAACUGUCGUUCGAGAAAAGGCAAUAGAAACUUUGCGGUCCCUCGCACCAAGCUUUUCUCCUAAAGUGAGUUUAUCAACACAGUAUUCAAAAUUCCUGUUCAAAUUCGGUGAAAAAUGUCACACAUCCGAGCUGGUCUUCAUAUCGGACUCAGCUGUUUGCACCCAUUAUGCCGAAAAGCUAAGGCACCAGCUGAAGUCCCUAAAAAUUGAAGUAGUCAAACAGCGGGAUCAGACUAAAAGCCUAAUUCAUUUGUCACAAAAGUUGCAUGUGUACUUAAUCAUGAAUCCCGUCCAAGACCCUGGUUCUCUCAAGAAUAAGUAG